AUGGGCAAUGCUCUUGACCGUGGUAUUGGAUACACUCCUCACGGUGACCACUGGGCCCAACACUGUGGUUUGGAAGUUGUCUUGCCUGACGGCGACAUUGUUCGAACUGGCAUGGGAGCUAUGCCCGGCUCCGAUUGCUGGCAAUUAUUCCCCUACGGUUUCGGCCCUUACCACGACGGCAUAUUUUCUCAAUCCAACUAUGGUAUCGUUACCAAGAUGGGCGUUUGGCUCAUGCCUAACCCCGGUGGUUUACGACCAUUCAUGGCUACCUUUCCUAGUGAGAAUGACCUGAGCAACGCCGUUGACGCCCUGCGACCUUUGAUGGUGCAAAAGAUUAUUGGCAACGUGCCCUGCCUACGUCUUGGUCUGCAAGACGCCAUCAUAUACCACAAAAAGACCGAGUUCCCACUACGAUCCAUUGGCCUCCAAGACCGGAUAGCAUCACAAAAGAUCAUCGACAAGCUCGGAACAGGAGCUUGGCGCAAGCCGACGGAAGCCGUCCCCGGCGCCAAAUUUUACGAGCGCAAGGAUGUCGCGCCAACAUCGUACUUGCACGACUAUGCCAAAUUCACCGCCGGCAUCCCUGCCUGGCGAGAACUGGACCGCAUGCAAUACAUCCCCAACGCCUCGCACUUGUUCUUUGCUCCCAUCUCCGCCACCAGCGGAAAAGACGCCAUGACCCAGGCAGACAUGUGCCGCAAGAGCGUGGAGCAAUUUGGCUUUGACUAUCUGGGCACCUUCUUCAUCGGCCACCGUGAAAUGCACCACGUCAUUUCCUUCAUGUACGACAGAACCAACCAGGAAGAUAAGCGCCGGGCUCUUGCUUGUAUCCGCGCCUUGGUUGACGACGCAGCUGCCCGAGGUAUUGGGGAGUAUCGGACGCACUUGGCCCUGCAGGAUCAAGUCGCUGCUACUUAUGAUUGGAACAAUGGUGCUGCUAUGCGCCUUAACAACAAGAUCAAGGACGCGUUGGACCCUAACGGUAUCUUGCAGCCUGGUCGCUCGGGUAUCUGGCCCAAGCAAUAUCGUGGCAAGAAUUGGGAGAUAUUGAACAGCGAGCCCUUGAGACCUGCAGACUGGCUCGGCUUUGACCAUGGAGACCACAGCACUUGUGCUUUGGAGCAUUGUCCCCUCGUCCGCGGCUGGAAACUUGCUCAAAUCCAAGCACUGAGAGAUCGGGCCGCCAAUCAACAACUUUUGACGGAGUCUCUCGCAAUGGUUCAGAGCUGGAUGUUCCUUGGUGCCCUCGAGGCUCUAACUCAGCGCCGUGUCUCUGAAGACGACUUUCUUCGACGCAAGUUCCAACGUGCGGUUGUUCACACUGGCUUUCAUCGAUCGUAUCUAGUCAAUUGGAUCAAGGAAGUCCGGGAUACUUUCCGCGCAGACCCGGGAAGUCUGGUGGCUACAAUAAUCCAUGUUCUGAGGGAGGUCCAGACCUGGUGUUUCAAGCUGGCAGCCUCGGCGUCCACUUCUGUCGACAUUAAGUCGCGCAUUUUUCUUCCAAGUGAGGUAGACCAUGCUAUCACCAAGCGUCUUCUAGGUUGA
Diaporthe citri is the source of this 1545-nucleotide messenger RNA. RefSeq lists its product as uncharacterized. Gene Ontology annotation, molecular function: flavin adenine dinucleotide binding; D-lactate dehydrogenase (NAD+) activity; D-lactate dehydrogenase (cytochrome) activity. Gene Ontology annotation, cellular component: mitochondrion. The transcript has 3 exons. The record is from RefSeq and is a predicted model, not a curated record. Bases 1 to 1545 code for a protein of 514 amino acids. Gene Ontology annotation, biological process: lactate catabolic process. Lineage: Eukaryota; Fungi; Ascomycota; Sordariomycetes; Diaporthales; Diaporthaceae.